This is a messenger RNA of Epinephelus moara (kelp grouper), 2225 nucleotides long. RefSeq names its product mucolipin TRP cation channel 2 (gene mcoln2). Gene Ontology annotation, cellular component: membrane. Lineage: Eukaryota; Metazoa; Chordata; Actinopteri; Perciformes; Serranidae. The record is from RefSeq and is a predicted model, not a curated record. The transcript has 14 exons. Gene Ontology annotation, molecular function: NAADP-sensitive calcium-release channel activity. Bases 116 to 1789 code for a protein of 557 amino acids.
UGCCUGGAAGGUGCGUGUGUCUCAGAAAACCCAGCUGAAGGGAUUUCUCUGUGCUGUGAGCCUCUUGACAUAAUACUCGAUUAACCGCCGUGUCCACGUGGAUAAUCAAUCAGUCAUGGAGUUAUUGGUUCGAUAUCUGGACAGGAACAACUCAGUGAGCUCUGUCUCGACGCAGGACAUUAUCAAAGAGGAGAACCUGAGAGAUGACCUGAGGUAUUACUUCAUGAGCCCCUGUGAGAAGUACCGGGCCCGGCGACAGUUACCCUGGAAGCUUUUAUUGCAGAUUCUGAAAAUCAUCAUGAUCACCUCACAACUCAUCCUGUUUGGCCUUAACAACCAGCUGGUGGUGUCCUAUAAGGAGGAGAACACCAUGGCCCUCAAGAAUCUUUUCCUGAAGGACUACAGCGGGGUGGAUGAGGACGACUACAGUGUUGCUGUCUACACUCAACAAAGUGUCUACGAUAGUCUGUUUCAUGUCAUGGAUCAGUACAGCCAGUUGGGCCGGCUCUCUGUGGGUCCCAUCAGUUACGCGGAGGAUGAAGGCGGUAACCGGCUGCCUCUCAUCAUCUGUAAAGAAUACUACAAGAGAGGCAGCGUGGAGCCCUCGGAAGAGGCCUAUGACAUAGAUGCCCAGCUAGAAACAGUUUGUUUGUCACAUGAUCCAAAGACUGUUAACGAGACGAGAACCCAGAAUUCAUCCUUUUUCGAUCUGGACUUUUACAGGCUUGUUGACAUCAAAAUAACCUUCCAGCUGAAAGGAAUCAACCUGCAGACGGUGCGCAGACGGGAGCUACCUGACUGCUACUUGUUCUACGUUACGAUAACAUUUGACAACCAGUGUCACAGUGGAAAGGUGAAAAUCUUCCUGGACAUAGAUACUCAGAGCUCUGCGUGUCAAAACUGGAAGAUAUCUGGGACAGCUCAGAAGAACACACACUAUCUGCUGGUGUUUGACGCCUUCGUCAUUCUUGUUUGCCUCACAUCGGCUGUGCUGUGCACCCGCUCCAUUGUGCUGGCUGUCAGGUUACUCCAGAGAUUCUCCAGAUUCUCCCAUGAGAACUACAACCGUAAAGUGUGUGAGGAUGACCAGGGCGAGUUUCUGAACGGCUGGUAUGUGCUGGUCAUCGUAAGCGACCUCUUGGCCAUAGUAGGAUCCAUACUGAAGAUGGAAAUACAAGCAAAGAGUCUGACCAGUUAUGAUGUGUGCAGUAUCUUCCUGGGAACGUCGACAUUAAUGGUGUGGGUCGGCGUCAUCAGGUACCUGGGAUACUUCCAGAAAUACAAUGUGUUAAUUCUGACCAUGAAAGCAGCCUUCCCCAAAGUCCUGCGUUUCUGCUGCUGUGCCGGCAUGAUCUACCUCGGCUACACCUUCUGCGGCUGGAUCGUACUGGGGCCUUACCAUGAGAAGUUUGAGGGCCUGAGUCGUGUAGCAGAGUGUCUAUUCUCCCUGCUGAACGGCGACGACAUGUUUGAAACCUUCGCCCAGCUGAAGGACAAGAACACUCUGGUGUGGCUCUUCAGCCGAGUGUACCUCUACUCCUUCAUCUCCCUGUUCAUCUACAUGGUACUGUCGCUCUUCAUCGCCCUUAUCACCGACGCCUACGAGACCAUCAAGAAUUUCCAAAAGGACGGGUUCCCGCUGACGGACCUGCAGAAGUUCCUCAGAGAGCAGAAAGAUUUUCCUGUCGCAGAAUCGAGCAGUCAGACAGACGCUAACGUCAGAUACUCAUCUGCAUUGUGCUGCUGCCAACGAGUUCCUGAAAGUGAUGAUGUCAUACUGAUCAGCUGACAGCUGUCUCCAGGGGACACGGAUCAGGGAGAAGGAGGACACUGGGAACACGAUUUCACAAGUCUGAUACAGAAUGUGAGCUCAAGCGAUCCACAGCAAAAUCCUGCUAAGUGUAGAGUAACCGAUUCUGUCAAGUGCAAUAUGAAUCACCAACCAAAAGUUCCCUCCCUUGAAGAAUAAACUGGAGCUCGAAUUAAAGAGCUGGAACUGGAAACACAAAGGUUUUAUAACAGUAUCAGUGGGAGUUCAGGAUGCUGUUGAGAAGUCUAGUGGCCCUUUUUAGGGUCUGUAUGUGUAUUUACGUGCCAAAGAGUCAGUGUUUUCUGCAUUUGGCUGUGCCUGCAAACACUGGUACAACAUUAUGCAGUGCUGGAUGUAAUUUAUUUGUCAAGUGUGGUAAAGAUUGCAGUAAAGAUGACCUUUUCAUUUGUAUGUA